UUCAGCAACACACAGACAGCAGCAGACGGCUAAACAACGGACACACUUGGUGCCGGGGAAAUAAGAGGCUGGGGGGUCCAAACAACAAAACAGCAAGUGUCCCACUGAAAGGCGGAACCAGCUAGCUUGUCAUGGCAGAUGUUGGGGAGGUUUUGAUGUCGGUUUUGUCCACAAUUCGGGUUCCGAAGCCCGGGGACCGAGUCCACAAAGACGAAUGCGCCUUGUCAUUUUCCUCGCCGGAAAGUGAAGGAGGCCUGUAUGUGUGCAUGAACAGUUUCCUGGGCUUUGGGAGUCAGUAUGUGGACAGACAUCAUGCUCGGACUGGACAGAGAGCUUACUUCCACAUCACCAGGACUCGAAAGGCGAAGAAGGAGGACGACAAUAACUCUGGAUCUGGGCACCCACCGAAGAAAAAGCCCACCAGAUUGGCUAUAGGGAUUGAAGGAGGUUUCGAUGUGGAGCAGGAGCAGUACGAGGAGGAUGUCAAGGUGGUCAUUUUACCUGACAGACAGGAAAUCACAUCAGAUGACCUUGCUACCAUGCCAGAUGUUGUGAAAGAGCGGGUGUCCCUGUCGAUGGCUGGUAUCAUGACAGCAGACUCAGUUUCUCAUACCUUACAAGUUCAGCAGUGGGAUGGAGAGGUGAGACAGGAGUCUAGACAUGCUGCUGACCUUAAACAGCUUGACAACGGAGUCAAGAUCCCUCCCAGUGGCUGGCGGUGUGACGUUUGUGACCUCCAGGAAAACAUUUGGAUGAACCUGACCGAUGGCAAAGUCCUGUGUGGUCGCAGGUAUUUUGAUGGCUCUGGGGGCAACAACCACGCCCUUCUCCACUUCCAGCAGACAGGAUAUCCACUGGCUGUUAAACUCGGUACCAUCACUCCUGAUGGAGCAGAUGUGUAUUCCUACGAUGAGGAUGACAUGGUGCUGGAUUCAAAGUUACCAGAGCACUUAUCUCAUUUUGGCAUCAACAUGAUGACCAUGGAGAAGACUGAGCGAACGAUGACGGAGCUGGAGAUUGCUGUGAACCAGCGUGUGGGGGAGUGGGAGGUGAUCCAGGAAUCAGGGACCACCCUCCGACCCAUGUUUGGCCCUGGCUUGACUGGCAUGAAGAACCUGGGCAACAGCUGCUACCUCAACUCGGUCAUGCAAGUGCUCUUCACCGUUCCAGACUUCCAGAGCAAGUACGUGUCUAACAUUGACAAGAUCAUUGAUGAAGCCCCAAGCGACCCCACCCAGGACUUCAAAACCCAAGUAGCCAAGCUGGGCUACGGUCUGUUGUCAGGAGAGUAUUCCAAACCGGCACCAGACCCUGGAGAUGAGAAUGGUGCAUCUGAACCCAGGGGAGACCAAAUUGGCAUUGCACCACGAAUGUUCAAAGCACUUGUUGGGCGGGGCCACACAGAGUUCUCAACCAAUCGACAGCAGGAUGCUCAGGAGUUUUUGUUGCACUUCAUAAACAUGGUGGAGAGGAACUGUCGCUCUGGCUCAAACCCAUCCGAGGCCUUCCGGUUCCUGGUGGAGGAGAAGAUCGUGUGUCAGCAAUCACAAAAAGCCAAGUACACACAGCGGGUUGAUUACAUCGUCCAGCUCCCUGUGCUGAUGGACCAGGCUACAAACACAGAAGAGCUCCAUGAGGCAGAGCGCCGGCGUGAGGAGGGGGACUCAUCAGCUCCUACAGUGCGCGCACAAAUCCCCUUCACAGCUUGCAUGGCGGCUCUCAGUGAACCAGAGAUCCUCACAGACUUCUGGAGCUCAGCUGUGCAGGCAAAGACGACUGCCACCAAAACAACCCGCUUUGCCUCUUUCCCAGACCACCUGGUCAUCCAGAUUAAGAAAUUCACCUUUGGUCUUGACUGGGUGCCCAAGAAACUGGACGUGAGCAUUGACGUUCCUGACACUCUGGAUCUGAGCGCACUACGUGCAACCGGCCAGCAGCCAGGGGAGGAGCUUUUACCAGAGGUGGCCCCGCCCCCACUCAUGACACCAGACGUGGAGGUUAAAGGUAUCCUGGGUUUCCAUGGCAACGAGGAGGACGACUCGCUCUACUCCCCACUGCUGUCUCCAGUCCUGGAUGACUCCACGGUGUCCCAGUUAUGUGAAAUGGGAUUCCCUCUGGAGGCCUGCAGGAAAGCGGUGUACUACACUGGGAACACUGGAAUUGAUGCCGCCAUGAAUUGGAUCAUGAGCCAUAUGGAUGACCCAGACUUCUCUGCCCCCCUGGUCUUGCCAGGCUGCAGCUCCGGCCCGGGGACCACGCCCACAGAGAGCCUCUCCGAGGAGCACCUGGCAACUAUUGUCUCCAUGGGCUUCAGCCGAGAUCAGGCAACCAAAGCACUACGAGCCACGAGUAACAUCCUGGACCGGGCUGUGGACUGGAUCUUCUCCCACCUGGACGACCUGGAGUCCAUGGAUGUGUCUGAAGGCGGUCGCUCAGCCGCAGAGAGCGAGGGUGGCAGGGACCCUCCCCCGGGGCCCCGCGUCAGAGACGGACAGGGCAAGUAUGAGCUGUUUGCGUUUGUCAGUCAUAUGGGGACAAGCACAAUGUGCGGCCACUAUGUCUGUCACAUCAAGAAGGAUCAGCAGUGGGUGAUCUUCAACGAUCAGAAGGUUUGUGCUUCUGAGAAACCUCCCAAAGACCUGGGAUACCUCUACUUCUACCGGAGAGUGGCAGAUUGAGACGAAGGAGUGAUACACUUCGGGUGAAUUUAAGGAGAAAUGUGGACGCUAACACAAACACACACACACACACGACAACAUUCAUAGCUUCACCCCACCAAGCUUCUUACAAAGACCCUGGCACGCUUCAAAACUGACAGAUGUGUAAAUAAGUCUCUCAGAUUGCAUAGACCGUGUUCACAGUUGAAUAAAUGGAUGCAGAUGUACAGAUAAGGUGUUGGGGCUGGGGGAGGGCUUUCUUUUGAUUGUAAGAUUACAAACAAUGGGCCUGUUGUUGGAAGCUGAUUCUGUUACUUAUCUGGACAACUAGGCUGAAUAAAACUGAGAGCUAACUGAAAUCUAUUAAAACCUCUGUUCAAACUUGGCAAAUGUAUCCACGUAAUUCAUCAAACCUGCUCCAGAGACCAGACCUCAGACAUCAGAGUGACUUUGGCUGCUGAGUCCACUCACUCUUUAUAAAAAUGGUUCCUUAGAUAUCAUUGUUAAUCCAUGUCCUGACUAUUGAUUUUCACUGCCGUCAGUAGUCACUGCCUCUCCCUGUCAGCACGUCCGCUUCCUGCCCACUCUUCUCUUAUUGGACGGUUGCACUUAGGUGUCACCAGUUUACCUCGGCACCACCUCUUCCUCUUGCCGUUUCUGUGAGGAAGUAAAACUGUAUUAUCCCUGAUAAGAGGCAAUGUCAGUAAAUCAAACGAAUAAAAAAAAGAGCUCAAAUGUGUGUUUAAAAGAAGGAAAGAAAAAAAGAGGAAAAAAAACACUGAAUCAACUUGUAUUUUUCUUAAGUUUGGUGAGGUUGAUAUCUGGGUAAUGUUUAGCUUUAUUUUGUUUUUAUUUUGCAAACAAAUCCUUUGUUACUUUUGCUGUGACAAAUAAAAAAUGUCUCUCUGUCA
Molecule: messenger RNA, 3568 nt
Organism: Labrus mixtus (cuckoo wrasse)
Lineage: Eukaryota; Metazoa; Chordata; Actinopteri; Labriformes; Labridae
Gene: usp5
Product: ubiquitin specific peptidase 5 (isopeptidase T)
Exons: 20
Coding region: 132-2678 (848 amino acids)
Biological process (GO): protein deubiquitination
Molecular function (GO): zinc ion binding; cysteine-type deubiquitinase activity; protein binding
Source: RefSeq, a predicted model, not a curated record